Scomber scombrus (Atlantic mackerel) is the source of this 1661-nucleotide messenger RNA. It is a transcript of the gene nudt17, whose product is annotated as nudix (nucleoside diphosphate linked moiety X)-type motif 17. Gene Ontology annotation, biological process: NADP+ catabolic process; NAD+ catabolic process. Gene Ontology annotation, molecular function: NADH pyrophosphatase activity. The coding region runs from base 1 to 1062 and encodes 353 amino acids. Gene Ontology annotation, cellular component: cytosol. The record is from RefSeq and is a predicted model, not a curated record. The transcript has 9 exons. NCBI's taxonomy places the organism in Eukaryota, Metazoa, Chordata, Actinopteri, Scombriformes, Scombridae.
AUGUGGAAGUACGAUGAGGAUCCGCUGGACUGCAGAGAGCGCUGCGGGGAGAAGACGUUCGCCAGCGGAGGCAGGAUUGAACUCCUGCAACCCUUCAGCGGAGAGGACAAACAUGUUACACCUGCUGGGCCAGACACGGAGAGUUUGGAUGUGUUUGCAGGAGACCUGAGCAAGUUAGUGCAAGAAGCCUUCGCAGGUUAUGGUGCUAUAGCUCAGGUUCCUGUCUGGGCUCGACCCGACUCUAGUUUAACGGGUCACUUCAGCGACGGCGGUGAUGACGAGGUGGAGGUCAGCUGCUCUCUGGAGAAGAACCAGUUCAUCCUGAGCAGAGGAGACGAAGGACGACGAGUCCAACUGAAGAGGCCCGCCUUCUGUCCCAUCAAACACCUGUCAGUCACGGAGGCCGCAGCGAUCCCAUUGGACGUCCAGCAGCGAGGAGUGGACGUGGGCGUGGCCAUCCUCCUGCAGUCAGCCAAUCAGAGAGUGCUGCUGACACGGCGGGCCAAGGAGCUCCGGAUAUUUCCAAACGUCUGGGUUCCUCCAGGCGGACAUGUUGAGUCAGAUGAGACGCUGCUGGAAGCUGGUCUGAGGGAGUUAAAGGAGGAAACUGGACUGAAACUGGAACCAGAUGAAGUUUCUCCAAAAAUACUGGGACUGUGGGAGUCAGUGUAUCCUGCCAUGCUGUCCAGAGGUCUUCCUCAGAGACAUCACAUCGUCGUCUACAUGCUGCUGCACUCGUCUCUCUCACACCUGCAGCUACAGGCGUCUCUGAGUCCGUCUCCUGCUGAGGUCAGCGGCUGUUUGUGGGCCGACCGCCGGCUGGUCGGAGCCGUGGUGGCGGCGGCGGACGGAGACGACGCCGAGGUUCAGCUGGACGACCUGCCGAACGACGUCAGCGUGUCGCAGGUCUCCUCAGACGGAGCUCUGAGCGACUCCUCGCUGCCGCUGGCCGUGUUUAUCAGCCGGGUGCCGACCAGCGGCCCGGACGUGGAGCGAGUCAGCACCGGGACAAAGUUCGCCCUGGAGCUGUGGCUGCGGAGCCUGGAGACCCCUGACCUCUGACCCCUGACAGCUCUGUCUCUGUUAACCUUCGUGUCGACCUCCCGGGUCAAAUAGACCCCGUCUGUUUUGACUGUUCCUUCUCUCCUCCAUUCCUUCCUUCCGUCUGUCCUUCCUUCCUCCGUCCUUCUUUCUUUCCUUCCCUCCUUCCUUCCUUACUUCCUUCCUUCCUUUCUUUCCUCCCUUCCUUCUUUCCUCCCUCCCUCCUUCUCUCUUUCUUUCCUCCCCCUACCUUCCCCCUUCCUUCCUCUUUUCCUUUGUCCCUCCCUCCCUCCUACCGUCCUUCCUUCCUCCUUUCCUUCCUUCUUCAUUCCUUCCUUCCUUCCUCCUUUCCUACCUUCCUCCUUUCCUUACUUCCUCCCUCCCUCCUUUCCUUCCAUUUCCUCCCUUCCUUACUUCCUUCCUCCUUCUCUCCUUUCCUUCCUUCUUUCUCCUUUCGUUCCUCCUUUCCUUCCAUUUCCUCCCUUCCUUCCUUCCUUCCUCGUUCUCUCCUUUCCUUCCUUCUUCCUUUUCUUCUUCCUUAAAUCACAUUUCAUGAAGUUUGGUUCCUGUUAUUGUUUACUUUAAUAAAACAUGACUGACUGAAUUUGGAGUUUCCUGAA